AUGGCCAUCCAGGACAUGCGCCUGCUCGGCGGACUGGCGGCCUCCUUCUUCCUGGGCUUGCUGCUGCAGUUCUUGGGCUGCGCACUGUGGCACAACUGGUGGCCCAUGCUGACGGCCUUUGUGUAUGUCCUCGUGCCCAUGCCUUGGCUGUUCUUUGGCGGUGCCGGAUCCGGUGGCAGCAACCUGGCCAGCAGCUGGCAAGAUGCGGGCAAGUUCCUGGUCGGCUUCUCGGCGGUAGCGGCGGUGGCUAUCCCCACCAUCCUGUACCAUGCACAGAAAAUCACGGCGGGGGCGCUGUGGAUGGAGCUGGCGGCGAUGGCCAUCCUGGGGGGCACCGUGCUGGCCUGGCAGUUUUACUCGGAAAACGAGGGCUCCUCGCCCUUCUACUACUGA
Molecule: messenger RNA, 393 nt
Organism: Chlorella variabilis
Lineage: Eukaryota; Viridiplantae; Chlorophyta; Trebouxiophyceae; Chlorellales; Chlorellaceae
Exons: 6
Coding region: 1-393 (130 amino acids)
Biological process (GO): late endosome to vacuole transport via multivesicular body sorting pathway
Cellular component (GO): endosome
Source: RefSeq, a predicted model, not a curated record